Nanorana parkeri is the source of this 403-nucleotide messenger RNA. Its product is annotated as 40S ribosomal protein S24-like. The transcript has 2 exons. Gene Ontology annotation, molecular function: structural constituent of ribosome. Lineage: Eukaryota; Metazoa; Chordata; Amphibia; Anura; Dicroglossidae. Gene Ontology annotation, cellular component: ribosome. Bases 40 to 393 code for a protein of 117 amino acids. Gene Ontology annotation, biological process: translation. The record is from RefSeq and is a predicted model, not a curated record.
UCCUAGCUUUCCUUCUUCCCUGAGAGAGAUGGUGGCAAGAUGAACGACAGUGUCACUAUUAGAACAAGGAAGUUUAUGACCAACAACAGACUGCUUCUGAGGAAGCAGAUGGUCAUAGGUGUCCUUUAUCCUGGAAAAGCCACCGUCCCCAAGACUGGAAUCAGGGAGAAGCUGGCCAAAAUGUACAACACUACCCCAGAUGUGAUCUUUGUAUUUGGCUUUAAGACUCACUUUGGAGGCGGCAAAACUACUGGUUUUGGCAUGAUCUACAAUUCAGUGGACUAUGCAAAGAAAAAUGAGAGGAAAAAAAGUUCUAGAAAACAACGUAAAGAAAGAAAGGACAGAAUGAAGAAAUUCAAAAUGCACAGCCCAAGCAAAUGUAGGUGCUGGUAAAAAGUAAAGU